GCAUUUGAUCUCAUUUUUCCUGGUAAUCCUCAUCUUUACUGUUAUCAUCAUUUGCGAUACAACCUUAGUCGAAAGUAUAAGAACAAAGGAGGGGAAAUUGUUGUUGCUGAUGUGUUACAAAAAUUCUUUAAAGUGGCUUAUGCAUCGACUGAGAAGUCUUUCUACUUUCAUUUAAAAAAUUUGAGAGAUGAGGGUGGUGCUACUAUUAUUGAUGAAUUCAUAAGGGAGAUUCCAUUGGAACAUUGGUGCCGUGCUUUUUUUAAAGGUUGUCGGUAUGGGAUUAUGGCAAAUGGUAUUGCUGAAUCCUUUAAUAACUGGAUUGUUGCUGAGCGUUCACUGCCCCUUUUCGCUAUGUUAGAUCAAACAAGAAUGAUAGAAAUGAAGAUGAUGUCAGAAAAGAGUGUUAAGUCGAAAUCUUGGACUACCAAGCUUACUCCUAAAAUGGAGAAGAGGCUGAAAGAGCAGCUUGAUAGGUCUCGUGUGUUCAGGCUGAUUGCUUCCCAUGAAAAUGUUUAUGAGUGGCAGAUUAAUUGCUUCCCAUGCGCUCAUGCACUUGCUGCUAUACAAGGUGCAAGACUUGAUGUGUAUGAUUUCAUUGAUCCUUAUUUUACUGCUGAAUACUAUAGGAUGUGUUAUAGCUUUCCUAUUGCACCUCUGAGUAACGUGGAUGCCUUUUGUUCUUCCACUGAGGACUUUAUACUACAUCCUGUUACAAAGAGGCCGGCUGGGAGACCUAAAUCAAAGAGGAUAGCAUCUGCUGGUGAGAAGAAGCUGAUUCGAUGCGGUCGCUGUAAUAAGAUGGGCCAUCAUAACAAGAAGAGCUGUACGAAACCUUUGAACAUGUUGUUGUAG
Molecule: messenger RNA, 852 nt
Organism: Fragaria vesca subsp. vesca
Lineage: Eukaryota; Viridiplantae; Streptophyta; Magnoliopsida; Rosales; Rosaceae
Exons: 2
Source: RefSeq, a predicted model, not a curated record